Cadophora gregata is the source of this 1779-nucleotide messenger RNA. RefSeq lists its product as uncharacterized. The transcript is spliced from 2 exons. The coding region runs from base 1 to 1779 and encodes 592 amino acids. NCBI's taxonomy places the organism in Eukaryota, Fungi, Ascomycota, Leotiomycetes, Helotiales, Ploettnerulaceae. The record is from RefSeq and is a predicted model, not a curated record.
AUGCCAGAGAGCACAAACCGGCCCACUGUAUCGUCACCCAGAUUCAACCAGUGCGGACCCAUUGAUCCUCAUCCUGCCUACAUUUGUACGAUUUGCUGGCAGCGUCAGGCACGCGGAUCACAAUGCAAAUUACUUGGUUCAUCGGCACGAAUCGUCUGCAAACCCUGCUGGCGUACGGUCUUGGAUUUGAGCAUAUGCUGGGUGUGUGGGGAAUGUAUUGUGAGGGGUGACGAGGUGGUAAGCUUGGGUUGGUGUUUCUGGCACCGUGGGUGUUUUGGCUGCUUGAUUUGUGGCACAAGAUUGGACGUUCCAGCUACGGUUGCAAGCAGCAUAGGCAACGAGAGUGAAGAAAGAGGAACAAACAACACAGAAGAUUGGGGCCGACGGGAUGGCGAUGGGAGUUUCGCGGCAGAGAAACAAGGGAGGAGAUUCAUCGGGGUCGAAUUGGAGGAGAUCCCGUUAUGUAAUGUCUGCGAAAUUGAAGCUGCAGGAGAGAGCACCGAUCGUGUAUUACAGAAGGGUCUUGAGACUGUGACCAGGCUCGAUGGCGGAUUAAGCUGCAACAGAUUGGACAUGUUGUCUGAGGCCAAGAUCCCUAGGAUCAAAAGUAAUGCAGUUCGGACUGAGGAGAGCUCGAGAAGCUCUCUUUGCCGGUCACAUUGUCAUAACAUUGAUCCUGCCAAUGGAGAGGAUAUGUCAUCGUUAUUGGAAAACGCUGCUGAAAUGGGGAUAUCGGACAAUAGCUGUAUAGAUGGCUCUAGCUCACACGACGAUGGUGAGUUGUAUGACUUAGAAUCUACCCAGACCUUUCCAGACGAAGAAAAAGCUGGCCGUGUUGUCUACGUCUCAGUCUUGGACCCCGUCAGCGAGCCUGCAUUCAGACCGAGCAAGACCAAACCACUGCCCAAGUGGAUGGCCCUGCUUCCAAGCAACGUCCACAGAGAACACGAUAGAAGGUCAGAGUUUGUCGCAGAAUCCACACGACAAUCACUCGAAAUGGAACAAAUGAGCGGGUUGUACGGUUGCGGCAGUAAUGGUUUAGAUGAUAUCGAUGCCGAUAUGCCUGUUCCCGGAUCAUGGGCAGCAGCUGCAACAAGAAACGGCAAGCAGCAGGAAGCAAACUAUAAAACUUCCGAGGUUACUCUGAUUCAAGAACCACCGACUACUGCGUCUGACCCCAAACCGAAGGGAGACGCCGUAGUGUUUCCCUCCCAGAUUGUCGAUUUGGAUAUCUCAACAGCAGAAAUAAGCUCUUACUAUCCGACAUCUCAACCACAAAAACCAUAUCUACGAAGUCCAAGUUCGUCUCCAAGUCGUCCAUCUGUAGCUCGGGAUGAAGCAAGUCGAGCUUUCUCGGACAGACGGAGCGCCGUUGUCGUUGAUAAAUCCAUGAGUGAGUCUUGCUGUACCCUAAAAUCCCAACGAACGGCAUCUGGUUCCUAUCAGGCGAUCCAUCCCAUCGAGAGCGCCUCCAGCACUCCGGACAUGGGGUUCGAAUUCUCACCCCCAUCUCGGUCUUCUGAGUACCAGAAAAGAUACCACCCAAAUACAUCUGUCGACACAAGGUGUGGGAACUAUGUUACUGGCGAAGUGGAGCAUAUCUUACAGAAGAUCAAGAGACAAAAGACCGUGUUUAGGGACAACGAGGAAGACAAGGAGGAAAGUACCGACGAUAAGGGCAAAGGUAAAGGAAAGGAGCUUCCCAACUGGGAUUUCGGACUUGAUCCUAGGCGAGAGGACUUGAAUAAGGAGUUGAGAAAUCUGUUUUGUGAGGAAUAA